UCAGCGGCUUGGCGGUUAAAUUUGGCCGCCAUUUUGUUACAAUCGGAAAAAUUGUAGAAUUUGGUGUUUUUGUGUUCUGAUCAGAAGCGUCACUUCAUUCUCCCGCGUUUAUUCACUGCCACGGUUUUUUUCCGUUCUCCAAGAAUCCGAUUGAGUCAUGGCUCGUACUAAGCAAACUGCGCGUAAAUCCACUGGAGGUAAAGCUCCCAGGAAGCAACUUGCCACCAAGGCUGCGCGUAAAAGUGCACCAUCAACUGGUGGAGUGAAGAAACCCCACAGAUACAGGCCAGGUACUGUCGCUCUCCGAGAAAUCAGGAGAUACCAAAAGAGUACUGAAUUGCUGAUCCGUAAGUUGCCGUUCCAACGGUUGGUCCGUGAAAUUGCGCAAGAUUUCAAAACCGACUUGAGAUUCCAGAGCGCUGCCAUUGGUGCUCUUCAGGAGGCCAGUGAAGCAUACCUCGUUGGGUUGUUUGAAGACACUAACUUGUGCGCUAUCCAUGCCAAGCGUGUCACAAUCAUGCCAAAGGACAUCCAGCUCGCCCGCCGAAUCCGUGGAGAACGAGCUUAAAUUAGAUUAAUUUUUUUCAUCUUUCCUCAUCAUUACUCAUUUAUCAUUUACUAUGCCAUGCGCAGCUCUCUCUCUCUUGCCUAUCUUCUAAUUAUAUUCAGUGUUUGGAUGAUUGAACGUGUGGUUAGUUAAAAUUUACGGAAACCUUUUCUCCUCAGUAAUGAAUAUUAUUUAUAGAUCAUGCUAGCUUAGCAUACACUUCCCCUAUAGCUUAAAUGAAGUUAGGCCAAGAUUACAAUCUUUUAAUCUCUUAAGAUCUAUCUCUCACAAAUUUGACCAUUAGCAACGCAGUACAUUUUUAAAAACAAAAGAUCCAAUACCAAAAGAAUUUUAACACGCACAACUAAUCAUGUCAUUAAAUAUUCAUCUAUUUUAGCCUAAUUGUGUAUUGUCCGUGUUUUUUCUGUCGUUCGUUUUAAUUUAGCACUCAUUUGAACCACUAAUUGUUCUCAAAAAUUUUCAAAAUUUUAAGUCAGAUUAAGUCCUUACUUAAAGAAUCUUAAACAUUUCAAAGCUACAAAUUCUUUUUAAUAAUAUCUCUAGAAUGUGAAGGACUUAUCUAAUGUCAGCCCCAAGGAAAAACUGGUUUCCGAAUCAUUUCUUCAUAAAUUCUUUCAAUGUUUAUCAGUAUUUAUGUGUGUAUGUGUGCUUGUAAUAUUCUGAACUCUUUAUUGUAUUUAUUCCAUACUUUCUUUUAUAUCUUCUUUUUAUAAUAAUGAACCACCCCUUAAGUAAUGAAAUCUCCUCAAAGAUAAAUCCAAUUUUUACCGAUCAGAGAUUAACCUUUUCUAAAAUGUACACUGGUCCUUUAAAGUUAAUUUUCAAAAUAUUAAAAACAUUGACACAAAGCAAAGAAUGUAAUAAUUCUCUUUCAGUACAAUAUUUUGAAAAUUAGGAAUGGUGUAGCUAGCGUCUAAUUAUCAGCCAACUUUAGAAUGCAACAAAAGAUAUGCUAGCCUAACUCUUGCAUUAAAUUUUAAUGUAAAAACAAGAAUGGCAGAUCCUCUAUGCCCCUUUCUAAAGUUGGCAAACUAAUUUUGCUAGUUCUACAUUUUCCAAUUUCCAUUAAUCAAGUAUUUUGUUUUUCCCUAACUCUAAAAACCACCAUUAAGUAUACUGCUACCCUCACCAGUGGAACAUUUAUAUUUAUCAUAAAUUCUUUUUUUUCUGAUGUUAAGCUAAAAGUUUCCAAUUAAAACUUUAGUAUCACUUUGAAUUCCUCAAUUAUCAUGGUGUAAGUUUUAUUUAUUGGGUUAAUAAUUAUCUCACUCUUUUCUCUAAAAGUAAGUAGUAAAAAAAAGAACAAACAUGAAAGAAUUGUCAAUGUAUGUACUUAUUUACGGUCUCAUAAUAGAAAUUUUAUCACCAUUUUUAAA
Molecule: messenger RNA, 1944 nt
Organism: Bemisia tabaci
Lineage: Eukaryota; Metazoa; Arthropoda; Insecta; Hemiptera; Aleyrodidae
Product: histone H3.3A
Cellular component (GO): nucleosome
Molecular function (GO): protein heterodimerization activity; structural constituent of chromatin; DNA binding
Source: RefSeq, a predicted model, not a curated record